Papaver somniferum (opium poppy) is the source of this 906-nucleotide messenger RNA. RefSeq lists its product as uncharacterized. The record is from RefSeq and is a predicted model, not a curated record. The transcript has 3 exons. The coding region runs from base 77 to 838 and encodes 253 amino acids. NCBI's taxonomy places the organism in Eukaryota, Viridiplantae, Streptophyta, Magnoliopsida, Ranunculales, Papaveraceae.
UGAAUGUGGCUCUAAACUCUACAUACUUGUUCUCCUAUGUGUAGAUGCAAUAGAGAAUCAAAAGGGUGAUGAGAACAUGACUACUGAAAUCAAAACCACUGCUGAUGGUCAGAAGCAGCAAAAACACCUGCGUGAAAAGAAGAGGGACAGACAGGAUGACAUGGGUGAUGUUCAAACUUCCACCAAGAGGAAGCCUACAAGUACUGCUGAUGUGCUCGAGAACCAAUCUCAACAGAGUAACUCUAAUUUUGGUGUUUCGUUCCCUAAACUUGAGCCUGAUGACGAUGCAUCAACUUUGCGUCCUGCUGGUUCUGCAUUGGAUCUAAGUUGUCUUAGUGAAGGCCUUGUGUCUAUUGCUUUUCAUGAAGAUUAUUAUGCCAACAAAGAGAAAAACCUGAGACCUCCAAUUAUAGAUUAUGCCGCCGCAUUGCGUCAGCAUAAAUGCGCUGAUGUCAACCUGUUUGAAGCCGCAGAUUUGUUGAAAUGUAUCUCUAACAUUCAUCCAGUAGAUCUGAGGUCUGAAUUAGAAAAAGAAACAGGCAUGUUUUGUAGGGACUGGCUGACUCACCACCAAGAUCCAUCUGUUGGCUACUUGGAUAUUUAUUUGGAUACUAGUUGUGACAGAGAUAUGGAGAAGAUUUACGAAUCGGAAAUUUAUGUACGAGUUCAGGAUCUGGUUAAGACGUUUGAUAAGAAGACGGUGGAAGGACUCAAAAACUUCAUUUACAUGAUGCCAAUGACAACGGAGGUGUUCAACUAUGAGAUGAACUGGGCCAUGGUUGACAAGGUACACAAAAUAGGUUCGCCACGUGGCCGUACAGGAAGGCACGAAAUAUGACUGAAGAAUCUCACUUAAAGAUCUCGAUCAAUGACUUGUCAAAUCAAAUGUCAGAAUUACCUCGCCAC